AUGGAAUCUGCGGAACCGCCCUCUGACACGCGAGAUGAGGACGAUUCGGCCUCAAGCUCCGACCGAACAGCCUCACACAAUACCGAAGACAAUGAGUCCGGUAAAGAAAAGGGACCGACUGAACAUGAACAAUCGGCCAGUAUUGAAACCGAUGCAGACGACCGUGGGGAGGAAAACGUUCCCGUUGAAAAUGAUCAGAAGAUAGCCGAAAAUAUAGUGCGCAGAAUCAUGGAGGAAAUCAAUCUGUAUGUUGCGGGAACACCGAAGGCUAAAUUACAACUCCUGGUGUUGGAUAUACUUGAGGUCAAGAAAGAGUUCAUUGACGAGAUAGAGCGGAUUGAGGCAGUGCGCAGACAGCGAGAUACAGCGCAUUCGCCGCGUCUUGAGACCGGUGACGGUCAGAAUCCAGGUAAUACAUCUCAUCUGGCGGAUCCGGUCAUCAACGAAACCGACGAAAGGACAGAGACUCCUUUCACCGGGCCACUUGAAACCGAUCAACCUGGGGAUUCAGAACCGGUCGUCAUAGAAGAAAGGGUCAAGUCUCUCAUUCAGGAGUUUGCCAACUCAAAGGUUCGACCAUGGAAGAGGAAAAUCAAGAAAGCCGCGGUUCAAACAAUUAAAUUGGCCGAAACAACGAGGGAUAAUCUUGUGAAGGCAGAGGCCCGGAUCACAGAGAUCGAAGUCAACUACCGUGACGACACGGUUCUGAAAAUCGAGCAACGACUUACAAAGGUCGAUGAGGACCUGGGGCAUUCAAGCACCGAAGCCGAUUCAACACUCAACAGAGUCAGAAGCCUAGAAGAAAAGAAUGCAAGCCUUGAGGACGGAAAUACCAAACUUGAAGCCGACCUCAAUGCGCUCACCGAACAGGUGAAUGAGCUGAUCAAUGCCAAGUUGGAUGCCGAUACAGCGGUUGAGGAGGCAAACGCUCGAGCAGAUAAAGAACUCCAGGAUGACCUGGACAAGCAGAACCGAACAGAGAAGGGGGCGGCACAGUCUGAUAAGAACUUCGACGAACAUGUGCGGAUAUUAAUGGCCAAUGAUCCGGAAUACGCAAAAACCGUGGCGGCUAAACAAGCCGAAGAAGCAAAUCGGUUAAAAGCUCAACAAGACACAUACCACAACUUCGAAAAGGCUCACAAGAAGUCCAAGGCGGCUUCCUCCUCUUCUGUUCCGACAAAACGAAAAAGGAAAGUUUCUGCAAAGAAGGCUCAAGUCACCGAAUUGCUGGACAGAAUCACUGAAACAGCUGUUGAAGAGGAUCACUUCGAGGUUGACUUCGAGGAGGAUCUCGAGCCGCGACCUACAAGACAGUGGGUUCUCAACGCGGUUCCAAUCAGCACGGUCGGUCAACCGCAAGCUGGAGGUUCUUCUUCAAGGCCGGCUCAACCGGAUGAGGACCAACCGACAGAUGACCUGAUGACAGGCUUCCUGCCAUCCGAAUUGGAAUAG
Molecule: messenger RNA, 1452 nt
Organism: Impatiens glandulifera
Lineage: Eukaryota; Viridiplantae; Streptophyta; Magnoliopsida; Ericales; Balsaminaceae
Exons: 3
Coding region: 1-1452 (483 amino acids)
Source: RefSeq, a predicted model, not a curated record